CACAUUCGUUACCAAUGACUGGUCCGAAUCUCCACCUUGAUGAUACUCUCGGAUGUGUUCUUGUUGGCGCAUUGCUUUCGGCUGUGCUAUAUGGUUGUGCCUGCUCUCAAAGCAUUUUCUAUCUUUGGAACUACAGGAACGACAAGAUCUCCAUAAAAUGUCUCGUCGCAAUCUUGUGGCUGCUGGACACUGCACAGAAUAUGAUAAGCUGCCAGAGUAUCUGGUAUUAUUUUGUGCAAAAUCGCGGAGAUAUUAUCGGGAUCAUGAGCUUAGUUCCCACUUUUGGAGCAUGGCAGCUUGUUCUCUCCAUGACUGAAUUGGCCGUGCAUUGCUUCUUCAUAUCCAACAUCUGGCGACUCAUGACCAACAAGUGGAUUCGGAUCCCAUUGACCAUGGCUGUGGCUUCUCUCUGUCUUACAUCAUUCAUCAUGAACAUAUUGCUCGUCCGAAAAAGGUGGAACAUGCACUACAUGGCAGAGUUGGAGGCAGAAGUCAAGGUUAACACAUUUGCGAACCUGGCAAGCACGCUCGCUUCGGAUACGGUUAUCUCAGUGAGCCUCGCAUACAUAUUACACAGGAGCCGCACUGGCUUUAGGCGUACCGAAUCUAUAAUUACCAAGCUCGUUAUCUAUUCAGCAAACCGUGGCGUUAUCAUUUUCAUUGUACAGUUGUUCGUCCUGGUGGCGUACUUUUGGGUGCAGGAUAAUCGUCUCGUAGUCAUGAUAUUGUACAUGCCUCUGGGGGAUGUCUAUACCAACACCUCCCUCGCUAUAUUGAACGCACGCCGCCACGUAACAGCAAGCAGCUAUGCUUUAUCUGAGAUCGGCCGCUCGAUCGAGAUGCCGACGGAAGAUUAGAGUGCCGUAUUCGUCUUAUGAUCGCUGCCCAGUUCCGACCAGUUCCUUAAGGAGCAGCUAGGACGAAUACUAAUCAGCCUAGCACAGAAUCGAAGAAUCGACGAAGAUAUCAAACAGCUUAGCAAGCUGUUCGCGCUUUCUGAACGAGUCAUGGAAUCACACUAUGUACACGGGAGCAUGCUUAUAUAUCGCAAAUGAU
Laetiporus sulphureus 93-53 is the source of this 1056-nucleotide messenger RNA. RefSeq lists its product as uncharacterized. NCBI's taxonomy places the organism in Eukaryota, Fungi, Basidiomycota, Agaricomycetes, Polyporales, Laetiporaceae. The record is from RefSeq and is a predicted model, not a curated record. Bases 15 to 857 code for a protein of 280 amino acids. The transcript is spliced from 21 exons.